Molecule: messenger RNA, 16266 nt
Organism: Actinia tenebrosa (Australian red waratah sea anemone)
Lineage: Eukaryota; Metazoa; Cnidaria; Anthozoa; Actiniaria; Actiniidae
Product: dynein heavy chain domain-containing protein 1
Biological process (GO): microtubule-based movement
Cellular component (GO): dynein complex
Molecular function (GO): ATP binding; minus-end-directed microtubule motor activity; dynein intermediate chain binding
Source: RefSeq, a predicted model, not a curated record
AUCCAAAUGACCAAUAAAAACAAUAUGGCGGACUACUUGAAGUCGUUCAUAAAACAAUGUGGAAAAAUUACAGCAAAAAGAGGAAAACACGUCUAGUACAGUACAUAAUUGUAUUGGAAUCUUACCUUUCUUACAAUGAUCAGUAGAAAUAUAGUUAAAUACCUUGGACAAAUGUACGUUUUCUGGUGAAAAUGUCAAGCCCUACGGAGUUCGUCUUUACGCAGUCUUCGUCACCAAAACUUCCAGCCAUCGGAGAAAAUAGAAAUUUGGUCUCACAGCCUUUGACUAAAGAUUCAAGGGAGUCAAUAACUGCCAUAGAAAAGGAGAAACCAAAUAUUUCGCCAGAAAAAAAUGGAGAAGAUGUGGAAGCCAGUGAAGAAAGGACUAAACUGAUAACGUUGAUUUGUCGUGCAUUCAUCACUGCUUUACAACGGAAUAAUGAAAUAAAAUUUUGGAAUCAUUUGUGCGAAGUCCUGGAACUUUCCAAGCCUUAUUCAUCUAUUCUGAAAACUAAGCAGGUUUGCCAUUAUGCAGAAAGGGCUUAUAGUGAGAUCCAAGGGCGAGACGAGCUGCAGUUUGUUUCCCUGUGUUUGGAAAACUUUUUUCCAGAUUUCGUUACGAGUUUACAAAUAACUGGAAAAGCUCUUGAAAAAAAGCAAAAAUUUCCAUCUGGGCCUACUGAAGACCUUCCCUUAACUCCAAGGAUUAGAACUUUGGUACAAAAAGGCAUUCGUAUUCCCAGAGGAGAGCAAAACUCUUCUUGUAGUUCAAUGUAUAUGUUUGAUAAGCAACUAGAUGUAGACCCAACGAAGACUUUACAACCCAAAGAGCUAACGCUUAAAGACCUUAAAAUGUCACUUGCCGAUGUUGUGAGAGAAAUAUCUGCAAGAGAUUCAGUUUUGGGUGUUCCCCUAGGAAUGGCGAUAUUGGCCAUGGAUGUCGAUCUUCCCCAGACACUGGUCCCAACUCCCCCUCAAACUCCCAAAAGAUCAUCAAGUGCCACUUCCAUACAUGUCACAAUUGACGAUGGCCAAAAGAAUGCACAAGCUGAUCAGAAAACUAAGAGAGAAAAGGUCUUUGUGCCAAGAACUGGAAGGGAAAUAGUUGAAAGUUUCAUUAAGGGAAAUUUUCUUGGCGAAUUGAAGUUUGCCUACGUGAACUUGGCCCCAUCGCUGCAUUAUGAUCCAUAUAACCUGAUUGAAGUUCCAAAAGACAAGGUUAAUCCAGAGCACUUUAUCAUCUCUUCACAUAGUAUACUCCAUGUGUCUGAUAUAGGACCAUCCGAGUCACAGACCUUAUCAGAAUGGUACACUGAAGCAUCUAUUUUUCAGGCAAUUCUGAAUCUGUCCUUCUUCAAGAAUUUUUUGCUAAGAAAGAUGUUCCUAAAAUGGAAGGAACUCAAGAAGCACACAUUUUUUGUCAAAUUGAAAUCAGAAGUUGAGCUGUCGUUGCUUCACAAUGUGCCGACAUUUGGUUCUGCUCUGAUAAGAAUUUCAGCACUUUUGAAUGAUUUGGCCAAAAUCACUUUCCUUCCCUUCGAAGCAAAUUACUGCUACUCCCUGGAAGAGUUUGAAGAGGCGACAUUCAAGGCAAGCGAUACCGGCCAGAUGUACUUGAACAAGUUUUUUAACUAUUGCCAAAUGGUUGUCGACAAGACUGAAGAAAACUGCUUUGAGUAUUUGAGAUACUGUGAAGCCCUGGUCAGAAACCACCGUCAUAAUUACAAAGAAUCUCUAGCUAUUGCCAAAGAGAAACACAACAUUAGACAGCAAAACCUCCGGCUUGCCCGAGAAGAAGUUACGAAGCUUGGCAACUUUGUGACCUUGGUUGAUCAUAUUAUAUUUCAAAACCUUCUCACUGUUGCACAGACCAACAUCUGUAAGUUUGUUGACGUAACUCUUYCUGGACCAAGACCAGGAAGGGAUGGACUCUUCAGAGCUUUUGUUGUGUUUGAUGAGAAUCACAAACUAGUUCUUGCCCCUUCUACAAAGCAGUUGUCACAUUCACUGUCAUCUGCCAUGGACAUUGUCCUAGUUUCUGUGUGCAACCUGUCACAUGGAAUGGACCUUGGUGAAGAAACCAAAUCCUUCAUCAUUAAUGCUAGCAAGACCAAUUUAUCCAUGACCACUCCAGUGAAAGAUGAUGGUGCUGAUAAUGCACGCGAAGAGAAGGAAGCAAGGAAAAAAGUUCCUGAUCACUCUCCACUCCCAGAAAGUAACCCUGAAAUGAGCGAAAGCAAAAAUGAAAGUGAGAUUGGUCUGGAUUUCCUUGUUUCUCCAGAAAAUUUAAAUGUGAGAAAAGGGAUGCCAAAGACACAGGUCUUUGUGAAGUUUCCACCCAGCACUUCCCAAGAUGUAAGAACUGAGGCAGAAAUAGAAGAAGAUAUUGAAGAUUUUGACACUAGUCUGACAAGUGCAAGAGAAUUACGUGUACGACAGACAUUUGCAGAGCCACUUUGUUCCAAGAGGAAACAGGAGAGUAUUCUAGUGAUUGAAGGACAAAAAUGUGACCAGCAUGGAACAAGUUUGAGUCCUUUGACCAGGGAAAAACUGGAGCCAACCCUGUAUAAUGAUGAGAAAAUCAGAGAUGCCUUGAAAUAUCAUGAAGAGUUUGUUGCUGAAUCAAUGGAAGAGGUACAAGAGUUCUGCAACAACCAUGACUGGCUUGCCAACAUUCAUCGAUUUGUUUCAGCUUGGGACGUUUCUCAGGUGGAAUAUUGGAAAGGUCAACCUACAUCCAAUAUUGAACAACAACUCCAUCAAAUUCAAACCUGGAUAGAACAAGUUUCCCAUGUCAUCAAAACCUUUUCCACUGCCAACGGACUGCUCUACGUAGAUUGUCAUGUGAUACAAAACAUAAUGGUCCCCCAACUCAACGGCAUAUUCAAGCAGAUGGUCAAAAUGGUUGCCUCUCAGGUCUUGUUGUUGUCACAGGAAGUUAUAUCUGACAUGGAAAGGCUGUCUGAGAGCCUCAAGGAUCAAAGAGUUGAAAUCAAAGGCUUUGCUGAAUUCAUUUUACAGCUUGAAAAAGUCAAGUCCAAAAUGCCAGCUCUGAAGGAGAAAGUUGAACACAUCAAAAACCUCUUUGAAGUUAUUCRAAGCUGCUACCGGCAACUGUCUGCAGAGGAAGAAAUAACUGAGGAGAAGGUUUGGGCACUCUGGGAAUUCUUUCUUUUUGGUCUUCAGGAAGCAUCUGAUUUUGUCCAGCUACAAAGACCACUGAUAGUUGAAAAAAUAGCUGAAGUCAUAUCGAGUUUAGAGGAGGAAGCGCUUGAUAUCGGUAGGAACGCAACAACUGGUCGAUUCUUGGACUCUAAACAGAACCCAACAAGUGUAUUGAUGGCUAUGAGAAAGCUACGUGAACGAUACCUGAAGAUUCGCAGCAGACUCAAAGACAUAAAAAAAUGGAAAGAAAUCAUCACGGGGACUUCGUACGACCUGUCACGUGUGCUGGCCAUCUAUGACUCUAUCGACAAGAGACAUGAACUGUGGCGCUAUUGUGAAGUAUCCGCCAAUACCAUCAAAGACUUUUUAAACAGCCCAUUUAAGAAGGUGAACGUUAAGAGAGCUAUUGAUAGAGUCAACGAGUGGAUAUCCGCUGGCAAGAACCUGCAGGCUCAUAUCAGUGCUACUGAUGAAGUUCUGGCUUCAUGGAUGGCCCUGCUUGAAGAAUUUAUCCAGGACUUACCACAACUCCAGCAGCUGUCUAGUGAUGCUCUGAAGCCUCGACAUUGGAAAGCACUUUUCAUAGGCAUAGGACAAGACUUUGAUUCCUCCAUGCUCUUCACCACGUCAACCCUUCUCUCCUUCAACCUCAGCCGUUACAAAGAUCUUAUAUCAGCGAUAUGUGCCGGAGCUAACAAGGAACAUACACUAGAGCUACAGGUCAAUCAUCUGUCCAAGGCCUGGAAGGAGAGAGAGUUCAAGUUGGCCAAGCAUAUCCCACUUAUGAGGGCGAGGUUUGGAGCUGGGAAGGCAAACCAUAAGGAUGGACAAAAGAAAAAGAAGCGUACAAAGAUACCACUAGAUCAGGCGGCCAAGAUCAUAAACAAACCAAGAACCCCAGCUUUUGUACCCGACUCAUUCACAUUGAUUGGGAUUGGUGAACUGAAAUGCAUACUCGAGGACAAUCUGAUCACCCUGAAGUCGAUGCUUGUGUCACCCUACGUGGCUGACCUGAAGCCAUCCGUGGAGUAUUGGAUAAAAUGUCUGAAUGAAAUAGAGGGUAUUGUAGACAUCUGGAGUGACUGCCAAAGAAAGUGGCUGUAUUUGAGUAACGUUUUUUCUGAGCCAAACAUCCUCAACGAAUUUCCUGACCACCUGAACGACUUUACCCUUAUAGAUACCAAGUAUAGGGAGUUUAUACAAGUCAUCUCUAGAGACACUAAAGUGGUUUCUGUCAUUCAAAAAAAUCGAGGCGAACAGGGAUGGCGGGAACUUCAAGGAGAAGCUAUGAAAGUCUAUCUACUGGAACUGAUUCAAGAGGAAGAGGAGCUAAUCAAGGUCGUUGACGUAUACAUGCAGCAAGCCCGUAGCGCAUUCCCAAGACUUUAUUUCUUGAGUGACAAUGCGUUACUUAGUCUCUUGGCUUGGUCACGCAAUCCCAAGGAUUUGUUACCGUUUGUCAAGAUGUGUUACCCUGGGAUUAAGUCACUGCAGUUUGCGUUACCUCGGGAUUCUACUCUUCAGUUAACUACAGCUCUUGAUGCUGCACUGAAUGCGCAUUUAAUGGAGGUGACAGGAAUAGAGGGUCUUCACGGUGAACACGUCAGACUAAUCAGACCAAUACCCGCCUCUCCAAGACCCCAGAGGUGGCUGGCUAACCUUGAACAGAAUAUGCGAGAUACCCUUAUAAAGGAACUAGGAGAUUGCGUUAAGAAUCUACUGCAAAAUGGCUUGACAGAUGUAACAGGAAUCGUGGAACACAUAACCAAACAAGGACAUGGCAGCAAAAAUGUCGUAUCUUCUGAGGACUCGCAUUGCCAUUGGUUGGUUCGUUCCCCUGCGCAGUGUAUCUUAACAGCUCAUGCAGCUACGUGGGUACAACAAGUCAAUCUAACGUUGGCCAGUGGUCGGUUAUUGGGGCUAUCAAACAUUAGAUCUGAGUUGUUAUCUUCCAUCGAUGACUUGACAUCAGCCAUCAGAAAGAACACAGAAUGGCACACUGACAGCCCAUUACACAAGAGACUUGAACUGCUUCUUGCCUCCCUCCUUACCCAAGCUGUCAAUCAUCGAGAUGUGGUUAAUGGCUUGAYUGAUGAUCGAGUUUUCAGCCUGCACAGUUUUGAAUGGCAGAGUGAACUAAGACCAGAAGUAGAGGUCACCGAAGUAAUAACUUCUUCCUACGGUGGCCAGCAAGCAAAUGACAAAGGAAUUCCAGUUAAAAGAAGUCACAGAGUUGGUCGUUGUAUGAUAGAGCAACUCGGUAGCAGCUCUUCCUAUGGUUACGAGUAUCUUGGGCCUUCAUCGAGACUGGUCAGGACUCCAUUAACAAAGCGAUGCUUCCUGACGCUUAACAUGGCGCUACAAGCUUUCAAGUGUGGCACACCUCAUGGUCCUGAUGGGACGGGCAAAACUGAAACUGUUAGGGAGCUGUCAAAGAUUCUUGGGCGACACCUGGUCAUGUUCGACUGUUCACAAAGCCUAGCUAGCCCUAUGCUAGUUCGUUACCUAUCUGGCAUGGUUACUGCCGGUUCGUGGGUCUGCUUUGAAAACAUUGAUUCAGUUAACACAGGUGUAUUGUCUGUGUUUGGACAACACUUAGAGAAGAUCAAAGGAUCCAUGAAAGCUCUUAAGAGGGACUUCUAUAGUCAGUAUACUGUGAGACGAUGUUCAACUAAGGAUCAAAAAACUGCUGAUUCAAGUAAACGUAGAUCAAGUGUAACAAGUCUUACUCCUCUACACGGAGAAAAAUCUCUCCGGCAAAAACCAGACAUUGAGCAGGAAUUAAAACAUCAAAGACGUCGUCUAUCCAUUACUGAAACAGACAACAUCCUUGAAUCAUCUUACUAUCAAACCUCCAAUAAACCAGCCAAGAAGACCACCUCUUCCUAUGAUGACCAAAUACUCGACGUGACAUUCCUGGACAUCAAGGGUGCUGCCCGCUAUAAGGAUACCACACCCGAUAGCUUCACCAUGCCCUUAUUGGGGAAUAUUGUGUUUAACAGUCAACUGAUGGCUGCAAGUGAGAUGUAUGGGUGUUUCAUGACUAUGUCUUCCUAUUACAACAGCAGUGCAUAUAUCCCUGAGAAUUUGAAGGCUUUACUAAGACCAGUGGCAAUGAUCGUUCCUGAUGCUCUGCCAGUUUUGGAAAUAUCCAUGAGGUGCUGUGGGUUUACGGAAGCCAAACCUCUAGCCAACAAAAUCCUUACUUUCUUCAAGAUGAUCAGUGACCAGGUGUCGUGUCAAGCACAGUACGACUUUUCUCUCCGUUCCAUGCGCUCUGUGAUCACUCUCGCUAGUAAACAGUUAAGACAAGACUUGAAGAAAAAGGCCAGCGAAAAAGAGUCUGAAGGAGAAGAUAAUAAAGAAGCACCAACCCGAAGUCCAUUCUUGGAGAGUUUUGAACGUCGUCAAACCGAAGAAAACUCUGUCGUACAUGGCAUCUUCAACUUCUUUGGAAACAAGCUCGAGUCAUCAGACAGAGAGGUUUUCUCUGCGACGCUUGAUUCAGUGUUUGUCCACAGUGUGUUGAUGUCUAUGUCUACUGAAGGAGAUCCUGUACUCCAAGAUGAGCUAAAAGAGUACUUCCAAGCCAAUGGUUUACAAAUAAGACCGGAAAUGAUCUCCAAAGCUCUACAGUUAUAUCAGAGUAUUCAAAGCAAUGGUAAAAUCAUAGUCCUCGGCUCUGCAGGAUCCGGUAAAACCACCCUACAUCAGGCCUUAACUGGAGCUGUGAACAACCUGAACACUAGACUUUCAGUCAACUUACCUCCGCGCAAAACACCAAAAACUACCAGUGUCCAUUCUGAGAUGACAGUCGAUGUGGAGAGCAGUAAGCUAUGGCCCAAAAUAGACGUUAUGGUUGUAUACCCUAAAUCUAUGACCAACGAUGAGCUAUUCGGGCGAAUGGACAGUUCAGCAAAUCUCUGGCGUGACGGACUCAUCAGCAAAUACUUGCGUGACACAAACACAUCAGCGCAUACGAAAAAUGAACUACAGUCACUUUCAUUAGAAGAGAAGCAGCGUGUCUUCCGAGGGAUGGCAGAUCUGUCUCGUGUGGAAAAGUGGCUUGUGUUUGAUGGUCCUCUGGAUGACUUUUGGAUGGGGCCAUUGAAUACCGUACUGGAUAAUACCCGGGCGCUGUCUUUGGGCAAUGGGGGCUCCAUUACUGUACCAGAUACCGUCAAUAUAUUGUUUGAAACGACUGACCUGAGCCUGGCUUCGCCUUCACUGGUAACCCGCUGCUCUGUCGUGCAUUGUCCUGAUACUCUGAUUGGAUGGAAAUCUUUUUUGAGGUCAUGGAUCAAGACAGCUCACUCCAAGUGGGAAAUUUCGAGUCGAGGGCUUGGUAUCAUCUCAAAUCUAAUGGAUCAUGUAGUUGAAUCAACACUGGAAUUUCUUCAGAAGAACUGUAGCCCCAUCCUUAACACCGACUGCGGCACCAAAACAGCCCCAGCCUCCCCCUCUAGGGGUACUUAUGAAGUACAGACGCUUCUUCGAUAUCUGUCAGCCCUGUUUGAUUCUCACAUCUUGCGCGAGACUGAAGAUCAUCAUCAUCUUCAGGGCUUGCAUCACAAGGGAAGUAUAUCAGUGGCAGGGCCGACUGGUAGCCGUCAUAAUUCUGGGAUUUCUUCCAGUGACUCAGGAAAAGUGAUUUCAGCUUUUGCUUUUGCCUUCGUGUGGUCGUUUGGAGGUCAUAUCCACCACAGAUACAAAGAUGCAUUCGACGAGCAUGCGCGCAAGAUACUCUCCUCAGGUCCCUAUCCAGCCACAAUACCAGAGGAUGGCCUGGUGUACGAUUACUAUUUGGACUUCUUUAAAGGAACGUUGGUCAAAUGGGAAGAAAGACCUGGUGCUCAGUUUAAGACCUUGGCAUCGUCCUUCACUGUCGUUCCUGAGCUUGAUCGUUACUUCUUUUUAAUGGAUCUGAUGAUUUCUGCACAUCAACCAGUUCUCUUAGUUGGGAACACAGGUUCGGGAAAAUCUGCCUUAAUCCAGAACCUCAUUAGUCCGCGCCAUUCGUACCAACGAAUCUUCAUGUCUCCUGGAUUCUCGUGUAAACUACUGCAAGAAAACAUCGAAUCCAAAGUUAAUCAAGUAAAACAACGUGAUCUAAGACAAGUUGUUAGCCACCACAACAUAUCUGAGGGUGAGCUGGCAUCCAGCACUAAAUCCAAGUCCCAGCUCUUGUUUUUAGAUGAUCUUAGCUAUUCUGGUGCAGAUGAAAGUGGUGCUCAACCACCCCUCGAGUUACUGAGACAAAUACUUGCUGAAGGUUAUUUAUACGACAAAGAGACGAAUCAAUGUAACCCAGUUCAAAACAUUCAGUUCCUAGCUACAGCAGUACCUCCCAGUUCCACCAGUGUGGGUAGUGGAGUCGCCAGUCACGUGCUGAGCCCUCGAUUGACUCGUCUCAUGACCGUACUGUCAUUCUUUCCUGUCAGCUCGGAGACGCUGACGGUCAUCUACUCGGGCGUCUUUCAUGCCUGGCUACAGGAGUUCCCUGCCUACUCUCUGACACACCACUCACUUAUUGCGAAGGCUAUGGCAAGUGCAGCUGUCAAUUUAUUUGACAAGAUUCGUGAAGAACUUCGUCCAACUCCUUUGAACCCUCACUUUAUUUUCACCCAGCACGAUCUUGCACGAGUUGCACAAAGUAUGUCUUUAUUCUCAACGACUUCCCGCUCUCGACCACGGCCUCGGAUCAGGAGACGUGGUACAGAAAGAGGAACGUCCAUAUACUCGAGCAGAACAGAUAUUCUGGGUGAAUUGAAUGGAAAUGAUUAUGAUCUGGUUGGAAAGGAUAGCAAGAAAAUCGGGCAGGAUAGUAGCACCAUAGAUAUCGAAGCUAAAAAGUCCAUAAUCAAGACACCAGCAGUUUUGUCACCCCUCAUUCGUCCAUUGUUCAGACUUUGGUGUCACGAAAACACACGUACAUAUUGUGAUCGCCUCCUGGAUGAAGACCAGCGAUUCUGGUUUGCGUCAGUACUGAAUGAACAGGUCGAGGAACACUUCUGCAAGGGGGAAGGUUCGCUGGAACUGAUGUUUGAAGAGUAUGCUUCUCAGAAGAUCCUAGAAGAUGAACCUGAAGAUCUUUUUGGUGUAGCUCCAGGUAGUAAUGCACCACCACCUUCUGCUAAAGGAAAAACAGUUUCCAGCGAAUCCCUUGGUGAACAUCAGGAGAAUGUUGUUAGUGAUUCUAAAAAGGCUGCGGAGCCAGAUAAAGAAGUAGAUGAUGAUGUUGUUGAUGAUGUUGACGAUGAUGAUGAUGACGGUGACGAUGAUGACGAUGACGAUGAUGAAGCGGAAAUUGAUGAAGAUGCACAGGAGGAAGAAGAAGAAGAGGAAGAAGAAGGAGAAGAAGAAGAAGAUAAUGGUAAUAGCACACAGUCCGAAGAAGACAAGGAACAGCAGGAAGAAGAAUCAGACAACGAAGACAGUGAGGAAAAACUUGAGGGUCAAGAAGAAGAAGAGGACGGUCAAUCUGAACGUAGCUCCAGUAGUACUGCAACGAGUAAUGCCGAGUCACAAGCUGAGAAAAUAGAAUGCACUUUUAGCUCCACUGGUCCUCGUACUAAGGUAACCUUUGGAGACAUCAAAGAACUAGACGACAAGGAAUACAAAGGUCCUCUGAUAACCUUUGACCAGCUAACCAAACCAGGAGAAGACUUGACAGACAUCAUAUUCAAUAAGCAUUUCAGUGCCUCUGUGCCGCCGAUUGGUAAUAUUCCAGAUGCUGCACGGGGCUAUGUAGAGUGUACCAAAGAUGUCCUUGAAAGUGGUGUCAAUAACUGUGUGUCCUCUUAUAACUCCCGCUUUUCUGAGACGAACUCUUUUAGCAAGAUAAAUAUGGUGACUUUCAGACAGGCUCUUCACCAUGCUUCACGGAUAAGUCGUGCGCUGGCAGCACAAGGUGGCCAUGCAUUACUAUUAUCGUGCCUUGGAUACGGAAGAAGGACUCUCGUGCGUCUCGCUUCCUUUGCUGCAGGAUUCAAAUUGGUGGAGCUACAGGCUGCUCUUUUCCAAAGCAAGCAAGAACAGCGACAGCAAAUCAAGGCGGCAAGCUACGUGGCGGGUGUACAGGGUAAACCAGUCGUGCURUUCGUCUCAGAGAAUCAGCCAGAUGACACGUUACAGGAUAUUUGCGCUCUCAUGGUUGAAGGUACAUGUCCAGGAUUGUAUACCAGCAACGAAAUCAGCAUGAUAUCCAGUCAACUUCUUCCUGGCGGGCAACGUGGGGCCAGACGUACCGAACACCAAGACAUCGCGCAAGAACGCUUCUUCCGUCGCGUCAAAUCUAACCUACACGUGGUGGUCUGCCUAAAAUACGAACCUCUUUCCUCAAAAAAUCCUCCAUCGACUUCACAGCUGUAUAAAUUUCCUCUUCUGCUUACUCGCUGCUGUUGUGUAGAUACUUACCUCCCCUGGUCACACGAAGCACUGACGAGCAUCGCCAAUAAACUCAUAAGUGAAGAGGAUCCUGUAUUCGACUAUGUACCUUGGAGCAAACGGGAACGAGAAGCGCAAGUGGCGUCUAUAUGUUCUAUUAUGGCACAUGUACAUUUAUCAGCCAGGUCUAUGGUUCAGAAAUUUUACGGAACGAAAGGCCUUAAGGUGUAUUCACCUGAUGAUUACCUGGACUUUGUGGAACUCUUUAAGAAGUUUUGUGUUCGACUUUGUCUCAAAGAAAAGACCACAGUAUCUCGUCUAAAGCACGGCCUCAAGCGCAUGGAAGAAGCAAACACUAGCAUAGAAAAGAUGAACGACGAGUUAUCAGAGCUCACUCCGCAGUGCAACGAGGGCCACGAUGAGGUUAAAGAAUCUCAGCAGGACAUAGAGGCAACUCAAAAAGAAUACCAAGAACAAAAAGAGGCUUGCAAGAAGCAAGAACUAGAAGUCGAGAAAAUCAAGGCACCUGUUGAUAAACUAAAGAAAGAAUCUAAAGAUGAAUUUGGAAAGGUCAGUCCUUUGUUCGAUGCAGCGUUAAAGGCGAUUCAAUCACUCGAUGUUCACGACGUGGAAGAAAUCAGAAGUUAUCGUGUACCUCCGUUUCUUGUUGAACUUGUGGCCAAUUCAAUCUGCUUACUGUUCAAAAGGAAUCAAACUUGGGAGCAAAGCAAGAUUCUCUUCAAUCGUGAUAACUUUUUCAAAGACCUUGAGUUUUACAACAUCAAAGGAAUGACCGACGGCAUGUUCAAGAGACUUAAGGUGUUCUGCGACCAUGCGUUGUUCAAACCAGAGACUGUCAAGGAUGGUAGUGCUGCUGCUGCCUCGUUGUGCAUGUGGGUACGAGCUGUCUACGACUAUGCGGUUGUAUACCGAGCUUUAAAACCCAAGCGGAAGAAGAUUAAAGAGGCUGAGAAAGAACUAGAACAGGCAAAGACCACGUUAGGUGAGAUGAAAGUCCAAUGUAACACCAUCAAACAAGAAUUAGAAGAAAAGAUAGAAUCUUACAAAGAAAGUGUCAAACAGACGAAGAAUAUCGAGAAAAAGAUCCAGGCUAUCGAGUCUCGCAAAUCCCGUGCCACCAACCUCGUCAACAGCCUGAAGGAUUACCACGAGUCCUGGAAAACGACAUUAGACGUUGCCAAGCAACACUUAACAACCUCUCCUGGUGACGCACURAUAGCGGCUGCAUGUGUUUGUUACUUUGGUCCUCUGAAUAAAAAGGCACGUGAAGAGCUCUUUCUUGAUUGGCUGAAAGUAUGCGAUGGAACCACGCGGGAGAUUUCAAACCAAACCAGCAGCCUUGCACUGAUGAUGCUCCGGAAUCCAGAUUUCCCGCCAAAAGACACCAACACCGAGAAGGAAUCUGAAGAGGAGAACCAAGAUGUUAAACCAAUAAGAUCAAACAUCUCACUUACAAAUGUCAAUAAUAAAGUUGCCCUUCGUGAAGGUAUUUCAUUGGCGUCCAUCUUGACCGAAAAAGAUGAGCUAACCGAGUGGAUUAAGGAAGGUCUACCCAAUGAUGAGCAAGCAGUGCAAAACGCUCUGAUAAUGCGCAGUUGUAGUAAUGAUCGGUUUUGUUGGCCGCUGUUGAUUGACCCACAUGGACAGGCAGAGAAGUGGGUACGAGCUUUAAUGGAAGUCAAUCCCAAGACCAAGACAGAAACUUUAGACCGUCCAUCCUCAGAGACGUCAAGGCGGCGCAGCUCACCUACCCGUGUGUCUAGUACUCUGGACUAUCAAGACCUCAGUAAUCAAGAUGAUGAUGAUGAUCGCAUUUCCAAUAUAGGAAACAGUAAUGAUGAUGGUGAUGAUGUCUUGUUGUCUGAACUAAAAGAUAGCAAUGAUGACGAGACGACUGUUCGUGAUUCUGAUUCACCCAUGACUGCGAUCACAGAUCAAACAGCAGGAAGUACUUUUACUACCACGACAGAUAAAACGUUUAAGGAAAGGUUAGCCCGUGAAAUGGGACUACAGGUUGAUUCGCCAGACAUGUCGACGGAGUACGCUCCCACGCCUAACCUUGAUAUCGACGAGGGUCAAAUAAUGGUCAUACCGGCAGAUGAUCCACAACUACGGAGUAAAAUCCGUGCAGCUGCAAUAGCAGGAGUAGUGGUCCUCGUCACACACGUGGAACGAAGACGUUGGAACAAGAAGCUCUGGCUUCUCUUGUCGAGGCAAAUAUUAGUCGACAAUAGCACUAAUACCAAAAAGAUUGUUAUAGGAAAAUCAGCCGUAGAGUUUCGUCCGUCGUUCCGGCUGUUUCUCAGUAGUUCCGUACCACUGUACAUGAUGGGUGAAGGUCUAGUGCCGUUGCCUCUGUCCAAGACUGGUGUGAUCGAUAUGUCAUUGAGCCAGGAAGGCAUUGCCAAUUGUUUAUUAACGGAGACUUUGACUCUGGAACGACCGGAGUAUGAUGGACAGAAAAGAUCCUUGGAGAGGGACUUGACUCUUCAUGAGCAACAAAUGAAAAAUGCGCAGGAAUUUGUGCUUGAUAAAGUUCUGGAGUUAAAACAACCUUUACUCAAAGACACGACUAUGUUAGCCAACGUGAACAAGAGCGUGGAUGUCCUCAGUACUGCUGGAGAGCGCUACCAAGAAUCAUUGGCCAUGCGCAAACAGAUGCAAGCCAAGCGCGAUGACUUCUUACCAGUUGCACGUCACGGUGCAAUGCUAUAUACGAUCAUCUGUCAGAUGCACAAAAUCCGUCCUGCAUAUUACCACAUGCCAUUCGAUACCUACCUCAAGCUGUUCCGAGAAACUAUUGCUGAAAGGAAGAGAAAUAAGAAAAACUUGGGCUCGCCUGCAGCACGUGCGGCCGAGCUGGUAUCUGCACUAUCUAGAAUGAUAUAUACUCGUAUGUCCUGGGGAUUGUUUCUUGGUGACAAUCUGGUUUUCCCAUUCCUCAUGUCAGUAGAGAAGCUGUUAUCAGAGAAUGAAAUAACAGAAGAAGAAUGGCAGCUAUUUAUCUAUCGCCAACCCUUGCCAGAACACCUACUUCCUCCGGUUGAGGACGAAGACAAACCAGACUGGGUCACUCCGCAGGCUUGGCGUUCUCUCACUCAAAUAGAAACUUUGCCACCAUUUAAAAACCUGAGGAAGUCAUUAAUCGAAUUUCCCGAAGAAUGGAGAGAGUACUUUUUACUUCCUCCGGUUCUGUUAGCCAACACACCAGGAGAGUUUCCGUUCUUGACGGUUUUCCAGAAAGCCUUGCUAUGGAGAGCAUUCCGAGAAGAUCAGAUGUUCCAAGUGUGCCAAGACUUUGUACUGUGUGUAAUGGGAGCCAAUAUGGUUCACCCUGUAGAGUACGACAUACAGCAAGUUCAUUUACAUAUCAACAAUGCCACGCCUGUUGUAUUCAUGCUACCUCCACUUCAAGCCUUGUCUGAAGGCACUUCUGCUAUCAUAAGAGACCCUGACGAAGACAUUCUAGAUCUAGCAAGAACGCACGGUAAAGCAACGUACGUUGAUACGGUGUGUUUGGGUGAGAACUCUGCAAUACAACAUGCGUUAUACGCUGUACAGAGAGGCAUGGACUUGGGACACUGGGUGAUCAUCAAGAAUGCUCAUCUGACCGAUUACUGGCCUCAGGAAUUCUUAGAAAUCCUUCAGGUAAUAACCAGUACGCCACAAAUCAUCGAAGAACGUGAAAAGGAAGGAGAAUGGUGCGAGGACUAUGAGUCCAGAACCACUCAAUCCAGAAACCAAACUUUGGUUCACCCCGACUUCCGUCUAUUCUUUACUGCGCGUGUCGACUCUGGAAAACUUCUUCCCGCGAUUCUCAUUCAGCGCGGGCUCAAGCUUGCUUGUGAAUCGAAAACUAGCUUCCGAUCAACCAUAAAACAAGCUCUACAAGUGGAGGCUCGUAGUAUUAACAGCUGGUCUUGUCACUGGAAAGAAACUGUUUUCAAGAGCAACAGUUUGAAGAGCGACGUGCCCCAAUAUGCUAUGUACGCUCUUGCUUACUGUCAUUCAUUGUUGCUCUGCCGCCGCCAGUAUGGGUCAUUUGCUUUCACGUGUCCAUAUCAAUGGUCGUACCCGGAUAUACGAGGGGCUGCUGACAUACUACGUCAUCUAACACGUGCCUGUAUGGAACCCUUGACAAAUACACUUGAUCAAGAACACUUACUGCGCGUUUCUUUAGCUGAUAUCUUAACUAGUGCUACCUAUAAUGGGCACGUCAUUGAUAAUCAUGACUGGGCAGCGGUAAAAUCCAUCGCGAUGUCUGUCUGCAGUAGUGAAACAAUGAAGAAUAUUGAUGAUUUAUCACAAAAUAUUCCUGUCGAGGAACGCCUAAAAAAGUUUCCUGAGAAACCAUCUUUGGGCCACCUAGGUCUGGUGAAAGACUCGGAAACACAGUACAGCAUUCAACUUAGCAGAACUAUGGGCGUUGCUUUCGAAACUAGUAUGGAGCUUAGUCCACCGCGGUUUAACAUGGACAAAGUCAUUCAAAAGGUGAAUGAAAUUUCUGACAUCAUUGAUGAGAGUUUGAAAGUCAUCAAAAAACCAGAGCAAGGAAAAUUUGAUACUGCCUUGUCAGCAUUCUUUGUCAAAGAGCUGGAAUAUUACGAACAGUUUCUACAUACGGUAUCAAGGGAUCUCCAGUUGUUGCUUCAAGCCAUUGGAGGAAGUAUGGCACACACUCCUCACUUGCAUAGCCUUUUGGGAACGCUUUACUGUGGAGAUGUUCCUCCGCAUUGGCAUGACAGCUAUCCAGGACCCACAUCUUUGGGUAUGUGGUUAAAGUAUUUGUCAUCCGGGUUGCGUGCUGUACAGAACUACACUGCAUUGGUGCCUAAUGUUAUUCGACUGAGUGCAUUCGUCCAUGAUCAAGCUUUUUUCUCCUGCGUGUUGAGGGACUUUUGCAAGACCAAUUCCAAAGCACCACAAUCAUUAGUGUUCAAUAUGGAGGUGAUGCAGCCUUCGUUUGAACCAGAGUCACCUGCAGAAUAUGGUGUGUUCCUAUCAGAUGUAUCCGUCAAGAACGCCUUCUGGGACACUGAAAGGAAAUGCCUAAUUGACACUGAAAGUCUAUCAGCUGUCAGUCAUCUGCCAGUCAUUCUUCUAACGCUUGUAGAAGCUAAACAGCAAAUGAAGACUCCAGACAAUAAAAAGAUUAUUGUCUAUCAGUGUCCUCUUGUUACUGAAGGCAAGAACACGAAUCACUUACAGAACCUUGUGACAAACCUUACUGUCAUGUCAGCUAUCAGCUAUGAUGACCUCGUGAAAAUAAAGGUCUGUCUGUCUAUUUCAUUCCGCAAUUCUUGAGCGGUUUUAAUCGUAGUUUCUUCCAUUCUUGACUUUGUUGUCAUAUCGACCAUCAGCCCCGAAGACCACGUUAAAAGCAAAGUCUGUCUUUUUGUUCUGUUUCUGCUUAUUCGCCUUCUAUAGCUGUACAAAAUUGAAAAAGAAAUUUUGUUUUUAUGAAUUUUUAUCAACUUUAAUUAUUUUGCAAACGCUACAACAUAUUUAUAUGGGUGUUAAAAGACCCCAAGUGUACAGUUUCUUUAUUCCGGUUAUAAAUGUCCUUUACCAAAAUUAUGGACUUAACAUCUUUAAAAUGUAUGUAUAAUGUAUCUCCAUAGUAUGUGUGAGCAAAGCUUAUUGAAUUGUGUUGUAGCUCUGCUAAGUUAUUUUUGUAAAUAAAACUGGACUUUAC